Hevea brasiliensis (rubber tree) is the source of this 2880-nucleotide messenger RNA. RefSeq names its product pentatricopeptide repeat-containing protein At3g22150, chloroplastic. Bases 157 to 2286 code for a protein of 709 amino acids. Gene Ontology annotation, molecular function: protein binding; RNA binding. Gene Ontology annotation, biological process: RNA modification. The transcript is spliced from 3 exons. The record is from RefSeq and is a predicted model, not a curated record. Lineage: Eukaryota; Viridiplantae; Streptophyta; Magnoliopsida; Malpighiales; Euphorbiaceae.
GGAUUUAAUUUGAUUUUUAUUUCAAUUUUUGAUGGAAAGCACAACUAGUUCUGAUAGUACUUUGAAAUAUCCCGAUAGAACUUGUACUUCUGCAAAACAAACUACACAAUAACGCAGGAAAGCGUAGGAGGAAGUCAUCAUCCUGAGAAUUUGCCUAUGUCCUCCACUUCUUCUUAUCUUCCUAUCCCUCCCUCCACACCCUCUCGUCACACUGACCUUUCCUCCAACUACCACCACCGUAAAGCCUCUCGCUUUACUGUCUCACCAUCAUCGAAUCCCACUCUCAGAGCCCCUACAAUCCGCUCUCGACUUAGCUGGCUCUGUCAUAAUGUUUUUAAGACAAUGCCUAAGAGAGAUGUGAUUGGUUGUAAUACUAUGGUUUCUUGGUAUGUGAAGACGGAGAGAUAUGUAGAAGCGAUUAGACAAUUUAGGAUAAUGAUGAAAAUGGGGAUUAAACCAAGUCCAGUAAGUUUUGUCAAUGUUUUUCCUGCUCUCUCGAGCAUUGGCCACUACAAGAAUGCAAAUAUUCUUUAUGGGAUGCUUCUUAAAUUAGGUAGUGAAUAUGUAAAUGACUUGUUUGUUGUGAGUUCAGCAAUAUCAAUGUAUGCUGAGCUUGGUUUCCUUGAUCUUGCUAGGAAGGUUUUUGACCUUUGUUUGGAGAAGAAUACAGAAGUUUGGAACACUAUGAUUUGUAGUUAUGUACAGAAUGAUUACUUCUUCCAAGGAAUUAAUCUAUUUCUUCGGGCUAUAGAAACUGAACAGACUGUUCUUGAUGAUGUAACCUUUCUCUCAGUUAUAACAGCAGUUUCACAGUUGCAGCGUUUGGACUUGUGUCAACAGCUGCAUGCCUUUGUAAUUAAGAAUCUAACAGUACUACCAGUGAGGAUACUGAAUGCAAUCAUUUUCAUGUAUUCGAGGUGCAAUUCUGUCUGCACAUCAUUCAAAGUUUUUUUGAAGAUGCCAGAAAGAAAUGCUGUCUCAUGGAAUACCAUGAUUUCUGGUUUCAUACAGAAUGGAAUGGAUGAUGACGGGUUGAUGCUUGUGUAUGAGAUGCAGAAGCAAGAAUAUACAGUUGAUUGUGUGACAGUAACUUGUCUGCUCUCUGCAGCAUCUAAUCUUAGAAACCAAGAGAUUGGAAAGCAGAUUCAUGCAUAUCUUGUUAGGAAAGGCAUAAAAUUUGAUGGAAUGGACGGCUAUCUUAUAGACAUGUAUGCUAAAUCAGGUUUGAUUAGGACAUCACAGCGCCUUUUUGAGAAGAACUAUAUUAGAAAUAGAGAUCAAGCCACAUGGAAUGCAAUGAUUGCUGGGUACGUACAGAAUGGGUUGAUUGAAGAAGCUUUUGUUACCUUUUCACAAAUGCUAGAGCAAAAUCUAAGGCCUAAUGCUGUGACCUUAGCAUCCAUUAUCCCAGCUUGUAACCCAUUGGGAAUUGUAGAUUCCGGAAAGCAGCUCCAUGGAGUCUCCAUCCGUUAUUUAUUGGACCAUAAUAUCUUUGUAAGAACUGCCCUUGUUGACAUGUACUCUAAAUCAGGCGCAAUUAAUUAUGCUGAAAGUGUUUUUACCAGAUCUUCUGAGAAAAAUUCUGUCACAUGCACGGCAAUGAUAUUGGGUUACGGCCAACAUGGGAUGGGGGAGAGAGCUCUCUCUUUGUUUCACUCAAUGCAGAAAUCUGGUAUUGAGCCUGAUGCAGUUACUUUUGUUGUGGUCUUGUCAGCUUGCAGUUAUGCUGGUUUGGUUGAUGAAGGUCUUCAGGUAUUUGAGUCAAUGAAGAGAGAAUUUAAGAUUCAGCCUUCAAUUCAGCAUUAUUGUUGUGUUGCAGACAUGUUAGGAAGAGUUGGGAAAGUGAUUGAAGCCUAUGAGUUUGUUAAACAACUGGGCAAAGAAGGGAAUGUAAUGGAAAUUUGGGGAUCACUUCUUGGAGCUUGUAGACUUCAUGGACCCAUUGAACUGGGAGAGGUUAUUGCCAAUAAGUUACUUCAAAUGGGCUCAGUAGACAGCAUGGCAGGCUAUAAAGUUUUGCUCUCCAAUAUGUAUGCUGAAGAAGCAAACUGGGAAAGUGUUGAUAAAUUGAGAAAAGAGAUGAGGGAAAAGGGUCUGCAAAAGGAAGUUGGCUGUAGUUGGAUUGGUAUCGGAGGUCAUGUAAUCCAUUUUAUGUCUAAAGAUAAGGAUCACCCUCAAUGUGAUGAAAUAUAUGAAAUGUUGGAAAGAUUGGCAUUGGAGCUGAAAGAUACUGAUCGUAAUCCUUCUCCUGGGAGCAAAUGUUCAACUCUGCCUAUGGGAGCUUAGCAAAACAGAGUCGGUCCUAGGCCUGGAAAAAGGAGAAGAGUUGUGGUAGGUUGAGGCCAGCGUAAAACUCAGUCAAUUCUCAUGUUAUGGAUCCUUUUGAUAUAAACUGGGACAAAUGUUGUAUGGCUGUUACUGAGGCAAAAACAUCAUGUAGCAUCUCUUGCCCUGUCUUUAUCCAAGAGCAAAAGCUUCUAAAAUGUUCUUGUUACUCCACAGCAUAAAAUUGUGUGCAACAAACUUUGAAGUCUCUCAUCAGGGUACUCAGCAAAAAAUCUGUGUCAUCCCCUGCAUUCCUGGCCCAUUGUGCAUCUACAUGAUAUUUCCUUAAGAUAGAAGGUAUGAAAACUCCGGAAAGAGGAUGUCUGGGCAAGAGUAAUCCUGAUCCUGCAGGUGCUACUCUUAUUAGUCCUUUAUCUUUCCAUAAGUAAUUGCUUGCUUUCUUUUCAUUAUGUAAUAGAUUACAUCAGGUGAAAUUUCAUUCUUUCUUAACAUUAUUAGUUCUUUUUCUUUUUUGCAUCAAUUACAUUUGGUGGAAGUAAAAUGUUACUUUAAUGUUUUUCCACAUAAUGCGCUUUGGGCUCAUGUUCAAAUUCA